AUGGUGAAUACAGUUUGGAGCAAGGAAAUUAGAGGAUACAACAUGUACAGGUUUUAUACUAAACUCAGAAACCUCAAACAUGUUCUUAAGAAUUUGAAUAAAAAGCAAUUUAUGGAUAUCAGUCAACAAGUGCUAAGAGCAAAAUCUGAGCUAUGUGAUGUUCAAGAGGAGUUGAAUUCUGACUUAUUCAAUUCAGAGCUGAUAGUAAAAGAGAAGGAUCGCAUCAAGAAAUAUACCAAUCUGCUUGAUUGUGAAAGUUCUUUCUAUAGGCAAAAAACUAACAUCAAAUGGGCAUUGCAUGCAAAUAAGAGUUCUCAGUUAUUUCAUUCAGUAAUGAAAUCAAAGAGGCAUCAAAACAGAGUCUUAUCUAUAUAUACUGAAAAUGGCUCUAGAAUAGCUGAUAUGGAUGGAAUAACAUCAGAAUUUGUUGAAUAUUAUAAAAAACUGUUUGGUAAUAAGAAAACAACUUCUGCUCCUGAUCCUAGAGUGAUCUCAAAUGGCCCAAUUCUUUCCUCUACACAUUGUGCUGAACUAAGUUCUCCAGCCUCUAGAGAUGAGAUAAAACAAGCUCUAUUUAUAAUGUCUGAUAACAAAGCUCCUGGGUCUGAUGAGUUUAAUGUUUCUUUCUUCAAAUCUGCAUGGAAUGUCAUCAAUGAGGAUCUUUUUCUAGCUAUUGAAGAAUUCUUUACCUUAGCACAUGAGAUCAUAAAGCACUAUGGUAGGAAGCAUAACUCCCCUAGAGCUAUUCUAAAUGUUGAUUAA
Messenger RNA from Asparagus officinalis (garden asparagus), 762 nucleotides. RefSeq lists its product as uncharacterized. Lineage: Eukaryota; Viridiplantae; Streptophyta; Magnoliopsida; Asparagales; Asparagaceae. The coding region runs from base 1 to 762 and encodes 253 amino acids. The record is from RefSeq and is a predicted model, not a curated record. The transcript has 2 exons.